UCACGUGAUCUUGAGCUUCACAUAUUUUUUAUGACAGUUCCGUUGUGUUUGUUUUGUAAGCGAUGAAAAAAGCAGAAACGCAGCAGAGACGGGCAGAGCUGAAUGACAGAAAGAACAUUCAACAUUAUCACAGAAUAAUAGCAGAAAUGUUUAAUGGUAUUUAUGACAAUGUAAUCAGGACUGAGUCUGCGGGAAUGAACAGAGAAAGAGUUGUUUUGACGGUGGCUAUCUAUGAGAGUGCAGAUUGUGUGAGAGAUCAUGACUUCAGGACAGAGACAAACACACACCAACCACUGCAGCGUACAGGAAGUGAUUGUGUGAAGAUCAGAAGCUCCAGAGCAGCUCCAGUGUGUUUGGUGCUGCUGUGUGUUCUUCUGCUGACUGCAGUCAUAGUGCUGUGUGUCUACAUCCAUACAAAGAGCACAAGCCUCACAGAAGAGAGAGACCAGCUACUAACCAAGAUUAGCAGCCUCACAGAAGAGAGAGAUCAGCUACAAAUCAUAGCUUUCAAAACAGAGAAAGAUUUAUUAUCCAAGAAUGAUGAUCUAAUAAAAUGUCUUCAUGAAAAGGAUGGAAGGAUUUACAAUCAAUCCAGUUUUUACUACAUUUCAUCUGAGAAGAAGAGCUGGACUGAGAGCAGAAAAUACUGUACAGAGAGAGGAGCAGAUCUGAUCAUCAUUAACAACAAAGAGGAACAAGAUUUUGUUAAGAAAAUGUCUGAUGGUGUUAAAGUCUGGAUUGGUCUGACUGACAGUGAUGUGGAGGACACAUGGAAAUGGGUUGAUGACACCUACUUGACCUCUAACUUCUGGGGGUCUGGAGAGCCAAAUGGACGUACAGGAGAGAACUGUGUUCUAACUGAUUCAUCAGGAUGGGCUGAUUAUCCAUGUCAUGGUCAUUAUCAAUGGAUCUGUGAGAAAACCAUUAAAACAAGUCAUUAAAUCACAUACUUGUUUAUGAUGUAAAUUACGAACAGACAAAAAGGUCUUUCUCUCUUUAAGACAAUCUGAAAAAGUGAAAGUGAAAGUGACGAGACAUGUAGCUAAGUAUGGUGUCCAGUACUCGGAAGUUGUGCUCUGCAUUUAAGCCAUCCAAGUGCACACACACAGCAGUGAGCAAACACAUACACACACCGUGAACACACACUCGGAGCAGUGGGCAGCCAAUUUUUGCUGCAGCGCCCGGGGAGCAGUCGGGGGUUCGGUGCCUUGCUCAAGGGUCUCACCUUAGUCGUGGUAUUGAGGGUAGAAGAGAGCUCUGUAUAUUCACUCCCCCCACGUCAAUUCCUGCCAGUACUGAGACUCAAAAUGCAAUUAUUAUAAUGCAUUUUAACUUUGGUUACAAUUAUUUAUUAAAAGAUGUAUUGCAUUAUAAUAUAAUGCUUUAUACAGAAAGGCUUUAAGUAAAGUGUUACCAUAAAUUUUACUGAGGAAGACUCGAACCUGCAACCUUGGGUUACAAGUCCAACUCUCUAACCAUUAGCCCACAACUACCCCACAAAAUAUAUACACACAUAGGUUCUCUUCCUCAGUAAAAAUUAUGGUAACACUUUACUGAAAGCGUUAAUGUAUAAUGCAUUAUAAAAGUGUUCAUAAUGUGUUAUAAUGCAUUAUAACUUUUCAUAAUAGUAACUGCAUUAUAAUAAUUGCAGAUUCCUUGUUCUGAAAUUGUUUGUUUGUGAUGUGUUUUAAUCCAUUAUAGAUUCUAAAGGUGUACCAUAAGUAUUAAAAUGUAUUAUAACUGUGGUUAAAAAUUAUUCAUGAGAUCAUACAAUGCAUUAUAAGGUGCAUUACAGGGAGUUUUAAAAGUACUUUUUUAUAUAAUGCAUUAUAUAAAGGCUUUAACUAAACUGUUACCAAAUUUAUAUUCAAUUAAUCACCAGUGACGCUAUAAUAAAUAAAUCUGUUUUAUAAACACUCUUAUUUGUAUUAGAUUAUUAUUUUGUCAUGUGUUUGAGUGUCUGUAUCUGAUGGUGUCCAUCAAUGUGUCUAAUACAGAGGAAGUAGAAUACUGUGAUCAUUUAACAUUUAAUCCUUUAGAAGAUGUUUUUUUUUCUGGGAAGACCCUGUAAAUUUGAGCAAUUUUAGUCUAUAAAACACAAACUAGCACAAGUAAGCAUAAAAGAGCAAGUGUUGGAGUAGUUUACAGGUGUUUGUUUGCAUCUGUGUUACUGAUGAGAGUAUAGAGACUCAUUCUGAACUUCAUGUCUGUUUGUCAUCAGGAAGUGAUUCUGAAAGAUGGUGCUGCACUUUAUACAUCUUUCUUAAUUCAGACACUUCCUCCUGUAGCUGCUUCAGUAUCUUCAUCCACUCUGCCUCUCUUUUAACAUUUAACACUUGCUUUACCCAGUGCUGUUAUUCAUAAUCUAAUAAAGUGUUUGUCUAUUAUCACUUGUUCUUAUACCAAAUCUGUACAUCAGAAUGUCAAGUGAUGUUUAAUCUCAUACAUUUCCCCAUGUGGUGUAUUAUUAUGUGGUGUAAAGUAUUUAGUAAUUAGUAAUUAGUUACUGUACUUAAGUAUCUUUUUGGCUACUUUGUAGUUUCACUGAGUAUCAAAGAUAUUAGCAACUUUUACUUUGUACUGGACUACAUUUUUGAAUAAGUACAGUAAAUGUACUCAUUACAACAAUACAUUUGUGAUGAGUAAUACAAUUGCACAUUACAUUUUGCAUGGCACCUAACUUUUUCUGCAGCUGUUUAUUUCUGCUAUAAAGAAGCAAUAUCACCAUCUAAGGGAAAUGAACGUACUAUAUCUUGUGCAUUUUGCCUUUACUCACCCAAACUUGUCAACAAAGUUACUUUACGUGAAUGUGAAUGCAUUAGCAGGUAGUUGCUGAAUCGCAAGUUUAUGAUUAAUGAGAUGAGGUCAUGGCUGCAGCCGGUGUUGAGGCCGAAACUAGCACAUCCAGUGUUCAGUUCAGCUUUAUUUAUUUGUAUUCAGUAAAUUUCACUGUGGAUUCUUUGGUAAAUCAAUCUCAUUUCGGCGCAAGUUUUGCAAACAGACUUUUACGAAAUGGACUCAACACUAAAGCAACAACAUGUAAGUAACUGAAUCAAUUCUAAUGCCUGAUCUGAUAUGUAAUGAUUUGUUUACAGUCAGAUGUUCUUUGUCUAUGUGCCAGUAAAUCAAACCAGUGACUUUUAGUUGACGACGGUGUCGAGUAAAUGGACCCUAAGCCCUCAGUUUCCUGUUUCAAUGUCCAGAAUUGUUUAUGUGUGUAGUUGUGACUCUUAUUCUCCUGCAUGUUUUCCUUGUUCAUUAAAAGACUCUUUGUUAAUCUUU
This is a messenger RNA of Ctenopharyngodon idella (grass carp), 3282 nucleotides long. RefSeq names its product CD209 antigen-like protein E. NCBI's taxonomy places the organism in Eukaryota, Metazoa, Chordata, Actinopteri, Cypriniformes, Xenocyprididae. The transcript is spliced from 5 exons. Bases 63 to 941 code for a protein of 292 amino acids. The record is from RefSeq and is a predicted model, not a curated record.